Messenger RNA from Anolis sagrei ordinatus, 3459 nucleotides. It is a transcript of the gene TASL, whose product is annotated as TLR adaptor interacting with endolysosomal SLC15A4. Lineage: Eukaryota; Metazoa; Chordata; Lepidosauria; Squamata; Anolidae. Gene Ontology annotation, biological process: regulation of toll-like receptor signaling pathway. The record is from RefSeq and is a predicted model, not a curated record.
UGCAGAGGAAACUGCAUAAGGAAACUUUGUCAUCUACAUAGCUGUAAACGAAACUUUUUGUCUAUGAACCACACUAAUAGAAAUGAAAGCACUGCAUAAGAAGCCUGGAAGGUGCCCAAAGGACUGGGCAACGUAUCUGUUCACCACAGCCAUACAUUUCUUGCCCAGAAGGAACAGCAAGUUUUUGUGAAGAAUGUUGUCAGAAGGAUACCUCUAUGGAAUUCCUUUCCAUGAUCUUUUGAAUCAUGAGCUUUGUCAGAAAGAAGAAGAGUCUGCAAGGGAGCUGAAGUCUUUGAAUGGGAUCAUCUAUGAAUCAGCAAAGGAAACACAUGACAGAACUUUCUGGAGGUGUCAAUCUGUUGGCAAGUUAAUCUACUCUGUUUGUUCCAAAGAAAACAGAAAUAGUAGAAAACAGAAAGCAACACUGGCACAGAUUAAUGAAAACCCAUUAUUUGAACAACAAACUUCUGCAUCUGUGGACAUCUCCAUGGGAUAUGGUGGAAAUAGAGACACCUACCUGGUUCCACCGUCUUGUAAAAGCAUUUGCAAAAAUUACAAUGACUUGCAUAUUGCUGGUGACCAGGUGCUUCCUAUGAGUUCAGUGAAAAGAGAUUUUACUUAUAAUAAUGGCAUAGGACCAUUCCUAGAAUCAUUUGAGAUUCCACCACCAAUGGAAUCUAUAUCACUUCCACCAGCUGAUAACCCUCCCAAGCCAGUUCAAGGAUAUUCCUCAUGCUGGCGAGUGGCCAGCAUCAUGCAACACCAGCAACCCUUAUCUAAUUCAAUACUGAACAACUACUUAGAGGAGAAAGUAGUAGAAUUGUACAAGCAAUACAUCAUGGAUGGCAUGGGCAGCAGUGCAUCCCCCACCCACAUAUUGGCGUCAGAGUUCAUCAUGACCAAUGUAGAUCAAAUUAGCAUGAAGUUAACACAAGAGAAGAAGAUAAACAGCACCAAGGCCAAAGACAUGGUCAUUAACUGCCUACUACAACUAGCUAGUGGGAAAGUCUCUACUGAAAUGAGCACUCCGAGUCUUCACAUUUCCCAGUUCAGCACCGUCACGAAAUAACACUUGUCCGUGACUCAAAAGCUCUAAAUUUUGGCCAUUGACAAUCAUCAUCGAAAGUCAGUUUAGUUUCUGCCAGGUACAAUAUCCUUUAUUUUUUAGAUGAACUCCUGUUGAAAGAGUUGGCUUGGAGAUCACACAGGGAUGGAAAAAAUUUGAUUCUCCAGAUGUUUUAGAUUAGGAGUUCUUCAGGCUUAUACCACUUGCCAAUUUGGGUUAAGAUAAUGGAGAUUGUGAGUCAAAACAGCAGGUGAAUCAAAUAUCCCUUACAUCCACUAUAAAGAAAUGUUAGUUUCCCCCAAAAGUUACCAUUUCCUGUUUUCUUUCAAUGAUCAUGCAUUCACCUGCAUCUCCCUACAUUUCAUUAACAUUUUCCUGGCACCAUCCUUUCAUUGCCAAUACGAUUUUAGCAUUUCCCAUUUUAUUUGGAUAAUUUACAAAUGUUUUUGUCAAUUCUAUAUAGUAUUACACAAAAGUGUGAGGUGGGAGAUAAAAACAUUAUUACUUCCUUAAUAAUUUGAAUAUAUAUAUUGGACAUCUUUUUCCUACACCAGAGUUAGCAAAUUCCUGUUGACUAGGGAAUUUAAUAUUUCAGAUUUGUUCUGCUUCAUGGGAAAGAUGAACUUGAUAAUUUCAGGGAGAGGCAUGCAUGCAUCUUUCCUGUGCAACUAUAUAAAUUUGUCACAUGAAAUCAUAAAACUGAUGAUUUCAUAUUGAAGAGGCUGCUUUUCAUGUGUUCUUUAGAGCAGUGUCCUUCAAGCCUUGUUCAUAUCUGUGAUAUAUUUGACGGCUUUAAAUAGUGUCACAAUGCAAUCUGAAAAGCUAAGUGUUCUUGUCUCCCAUUAAUAUCAAGCACUUCCUUUUUCCAAGUGUUUACAUUCUGGGCAUAAGCAUUAUGGGGAAUGGCUGUCAUGUGACUCACAAACAAAGCCAUCAUUCUUUCAAAACAGCAAUGUUCAGAAACAUUGUAGGGGUGGGAGAUCUCUCUCUUACUCCAGAUGUUGUUGAAUUCCAACUCCUAGAAACCCUAGAAGCCAUAGGCAAUUACUGGAUAUGAUGGUCUUUAUAGUACACAUUUAUACAGUGCAGCAACAUUGGAUCAGACAUAUGUUCAUCAACCUGUCUUGUUCCAAAAAUAUACUACUCUAUUCCAAAAAUACACAACUCCUACAAAACAUCCCACUCCCCUAAAAUGUUGUUACAUUAACAACAUUGUCUUCACUGAGGAAAUUAUAGGUAAAACUCUGGACAAUCAUGUUGAUUGCUUAUAGAAUGGUUCUGAAUCUUUGACCAUGAAUAUACAUUCAAGAGUACUGGGUGCACUUGAAAUGUGAAAACAUUCAUUACAUUGAGUUGAAAAUUAUUAAUAUUAUUCCCACAUCUCUGUCCCAGAUGAAAUAGAGUAUAUUAUUUUUAGGGCAGGAACAAAAUUACUUUCUAAUGAUUCUAUAUUUUUUCUGUGGUAUUUGUAUAAGAGGCAAUGAAUUUGAUGCCAGCCUCUGUUAAAUACAUUACAAGAGUCAUUACACCACGGAUACAUUUAAAGGAUAUUAUAAGUGUUUAAAGAGUAACAGCAGUUUCAAGAAGAUAAGACAGUUUUAGACAAUUUAUAUUCUAACUGUCAUGAACUGUGAAUUUAAGUUUUUUGUUGACCUUGUGUCUGUAGUCUGAUUGUAAAGGUGAGAUCAGCUGCAUACAAGAAAUCUCUAGCUCUUCAUGAUGGAUUUAGAUCAUUUCCCUGACAGAGAUGCCUUUGAGCAGUUAAACUGCAUUAUAUGAGUCUACACUGACCAUAAAAUGCAAUUUCAAAUUGUAUGAUAUGGCAGUGUAAAUGGGGCCCAAUUCACAUUCCUCUCAUAUUGAGCAGGAUUACUAGCACAAUGACAUUUCACCAGCAGGGUAAAACUAACCUGUCUCACACAGAUCUAAACCCAGUUCAUGUUCCCUACAGAUAAAUAAUUCUUCCAAUUGCUGAUUUUAUGAGAAAAGAUGAAUGGAAAAAGCCCCCUGCAAGGAGUCCUCUGUGAGUGGGAGCAUCUAAUCAAGGAAUUAACCAAAAGCAGCAACUCUUUGCUGUUAUGUUAAAUUUCCCACAAUGGCCUGGAAAAGUGUAAUGUCAAGUGCUCUGGACUUUGUAUGGAAUAUAAUAUUGUGGGUUACCACUAUACGGCUCAGGUCCUGCUUAUUUAUGUGACCGCAUCUCCUCAUCUCAACCUGUCUAGACUUUAAAAUCAGCUAAGGAGGCCCUCCUCUCAGUCCCACCUCUUUCACAAGCAAUGUUGGUGGGGAUGAAGGAGAAGGCCUUCUCAGUAGUGCCCCACUUCCCGACUCUGGAAUGCUCUCUCCAAGGAAAUAAGACAAGCACCCACCUUGUUAAUCUUUAGGAAAGAGCU